AUAUUCUAAAAUGUAUAGAGAGAUUCAAACGGAGAAAAUAUUAAGCAACAACUAUUUACUUGGAGUGUUCUUUUUUAUCGUAGCUGUCUACGCAGGAAUGGUUUACUUAACAUUAUUAAAUCCUUACUCACUUGAAUAUACGGAAAUCAUAAUUAUAGCUUGGAUUCCAUUAUAAAUAUUUUAUGUGAUGGUUAUAUGGUCAAUGGCCAGAUGCAUUAUAAGUGAUCCUGGCAAAGUAUUUUCUAUAUAAAAUUCAGGUUCCCAUUUAUUGGGGAGUUCUAUUGGACGAUUAGGAAUAAAAGAAAAGACGAUAUUGUUUAAUUUGCCAUAUUUUUAAACCUGAACGAUGUCACCAUUGCUCAACGUAACUAUAUUAUAAAAAUAUUAAAAGAUGUCAAAGAUGUGUUUUAAAUAUGGAUCAUCAUUGUCCAUGGAUUGGAAAUUGUGUGGGAUAUCAGAAUCGCAAGUUUUUUAUUUUGUUUCUCCUCUAUAUAAAUUUAUCAGUCCUAUUUAGCAUUGUAAUCAUCGGCUUCAAAGUUUAUCCAAUAAUUAUGGAUCUUCUAUUUGUAGAUUGGAGACUUCUAAUUGAGAAUUUUAUUGUUAUCCCUACUCUCUUACUGUAACAAAUUAAAAAAAUAUUAGAGCAACAAUCAUUCUUGUAUUCGGAGCAGUCAUAUUCAAUUUCUUUUUGUUUCACCUAGAUUUAGUUUCAACCAACAAAACAACCAUAGACACUUUGGAAGUCAGAAGAAAUGGAAACAAUGCCCAAAUUCCUUUGAAUGCUUAUGACAUAGGGUAAACUAUUUACAUAUAUAUAUAUUCAGAAUCAAAGAAAACUGGUUACAAGUCAUGGGAACUAAUCCUUGGCUCUGGCCUUUCCCAAUGUUCGGAGAAAGCGGAAGACCAAAAGGAGAUGGAGUUAGAUGGGAGCGUAAUCAAAAUUAAUUAACAAUGACUGAAUAGAAUGUUACCCACAGAACUUAAACAAACUAAAAUUAAAGAAGUGAAAUGACUUAGCCUCAAUAAAGAGUUUGAAAUAUAAUUUAUAUCAAAAUAUUAAUAUGCUCC
This is a messenger RNA of Paramecium octaurelia, 1068 nucleotides long. NCBI's taxonomy places the organism in Eukaryota, Ciliophora, Oligohymenophorea, Peniculida, Parameciidae. The record is from the annotation of a GenBank genome assembly.